Astyanax mexicanus (Mexican tetra) is the source of this 646-nucleotide messenger RNA. RefSeq lists its product as uncharacterized. Gene Ontology annotation, molecular function: cobalamin binding. NCBI's taxonomy places the organism in Eukaryota, Metazoa, Chordata, Actinopteri, Characiformes, Acestrorhamphidae. Gene Ontology annotation, biological process: cobalamin transport. The coding region runs from base 41 to 469 and encodes 142 amino acids. The transcript has 4 exons. The record is from RefSeq and is a predicted model, not a curated record.
UGGGAGUGUGUGAGGGAUUCAGACCUGACUGACUGCUGCUAUGGCACUUUGGCUGGUUUCUGCAUUUCUGUGCUCUGUAGCACUGCUGUCUACGCUGGUGCUGGGUCUGCCAGUGCAAACAGAGGAACUGAAGCCAGUCCCCAUCAGAGUCACUGUGAAGGAUGAAUUUACCGCCUCAUCAUCUUUCUUCCAAACCUCUGUGCUGGAGGGAGGGGUGCUGUACGGGGCGUUAACGAGACUGCAGGACAGCAGCAAUGGAUUCAAGUUCACUGUGAAAAUAGACCCCAACCUGGGCCUUUAUUUGGAGAGUGUGAACGGGGUGGCCGGUUCAGAGGCUAAACACACCUACUGGCAGAUUCUCUCAGAGCACGACGGCACUGUCACCAAACUGGAUGUGGGAGUCGGCUGCUACCAACCCAAAAAAGAUGAGCACAUCAUCCUGAAGUACACCACCUGGACCAAGGAGUAAAACUUUCCGCAUUAAUAUAGUAAUCUUAGGUGUUUAAAUGAAGUAAUCUUCAUUUAAUCGUCUUUAAACAUUAUUAAUUCACUAGUUAUCAACAUUAAUUUCUGCUAUUUCUGUAAAACAAACUUGCUAAGAGACAUGAAUAAAGAGAAAUGUGUUAAAGUCCUUAAAGCACAGUGU